AUGCCCGGUGUGGCGGCCCCGCCUCACCGCCCGGCCUGUGCCGUUGCAGCUCUCGUGGCCCUGUCCUUCAGCGGAGCCAUCGGGCUGACGUUCCUCAUGCUGGGCUGCGCCCUGGAGUACUACGGUGUGUACUGGCCCCUGUUUGUGUUAAUAUUUUACUUCAUCUGCCCCAUUCCUCACUUCAUUGCCAAGAGAGUGGGUGAUGACAGUGAUGCAGCCAGCAGUGCCUGCAGGGAGCUGGCCUAUUUCUUCACCACAGGAAUUGUUGUCUCUGCCUUUGGAUUUCCUAUCAUCCUUGCACGGGUGGAAGCAAUCAAAUGGGGAGCCUGUGGCCUGGUGCUGGCUGGCAAUGCAGUCAUUUUCCUUACUAUUUUAGGCUUUUUCCUUGUGUUUGGCAGAGGAGAUGACUUUAGCUGGGAGCAGUGGUAGGAGCUCACUGUGGUGCUGGUAAUUUGGAAUAUUUUACAGCUUUUUUUCCCCCCUCCUGUUCUGUGUGUAUGUACAGAUAUUAUAACGUGUGUGGUAUGUUAUAAAAUUCACGUGGCUUUACAUUAUCACGUAAUAAUUUGCUUUUUGAAAUGUACUUCAGCCAAAGGGACAGUGCUGACAGUUGGCUUUGAAGUAGUCACUAAAAUCUGGGAUUAUUAUGAAUUUAUCCUUGAAGAAGUUUACAAAACAUAAGCGGAUUUACCCAUUAAUUUUUGGUUUAAUUGCAAUGUCAUUGAGCCAUUGGUCACUAUUCCUGUUGGGUUUUUAACCAUAUAAUCAAAGAAUAAUAUAAAAAUUAUCCUCAUUGGGAUUGCUCAACUUGAUCAAUCUUUCUGCUUUAAUUGGGAUGAUUAGGUUAUUAUUUCAUUUACAUCUCAUUAAUUGUAAUGUGAGAAAAAAUUGUAAUUUUUCUUAAUGAUACAAAGCCAAACAUAAGUGAUGUCAACUUUUAUUGCCUAAUGAAAGCAAAAGAAAAGAACUCUGGUUAAAAACCCUUCCACUUAUGUUUGUUUAAAGAUAAUUUUUCUCCCCACAGAGAUAUUUUCUGUCCCUAUUCAGUUUAAAAAUUGUGCCUGUAUUUGGGGAAUAAUAUAUUUUAAUGCAUCUUAAAGCUGACAGGACUUCUGUGGAGGUUCACAAAAGGAGAAACUACCCUCAGGACACUUAAAAUCACAAUUUAGUGCUCAGCUCUGUAUUUUUAUGGGUGUGUAUUGCACCCAGAGUGUUCUGCUGGGUAGGAUUUCUUGUUUCCUCCUUGCUUUUAAAACUUCUUCAACUCCUAUUUUUUUUUAAAAUCUGGAAUAAGGUUGUUAUUACAUUAAAACACUAUAUUUUCAAAUAGCAUUAUCCUAGUAAAUGUUCACAUAAUCACACUUGAGAAAAUACAAUUUUAUUACUUUAGUUUUGUAAGAACAGAGGGAAAGGUCAGUAAUUAAUGACAUGAGCGCUCUGAAAUGGGGACAGAAAUAAUUUUGUGGUCCCCAGUCGUGGGAUAAGGCUCAAGCAGGAAUGGAAAAUGGAAUUUCAGGAAGGUUAAUUCCAUGUUUUCAAUGGAAAUUUCAGCUGUGUGGGAAGGAACAGCUGAGCUGUAUUUUAUAUUGAAGGGUUUCCAGGCUGUCUCCUGCUAAAAGAGGAGUUAACAUUAAAGGACGGGUUUUUUCUGGAUGUUAAUGCUCCAUCCAAGACAUAGCAGGACAAACUUAAAAAAUCCUGGGAAUAACAAAUUAUCUGAGUGUCUUCUUCCUGCUUUUUGAAAUCUGUUGGAACUAGGGAAAUCCCUUGUUUUAAUGAUAAAUCAGAUUUUUCAGAUUAAACAUCAUCUCCAUGUUUAAAUCCUGCUUUGUUUUUAAAGAAGAUGCCUUUUUUUUUCCUAUACAGUGGCAUUUUUCACUCAAUAAUGAGGUAAAACAGUGAAAUAAAACCUGGUCAGGUCCUGAUGAUAAAUUCUUAAUUCCAUUGCUAACAAUUCCAUUUAACUCCUCUUGGCUUGGGGUUGGAUUCUGGAAAGCUUUUACACCAUUUAUAUACCAAAGGCUGUGAAAGAAAUCCACAAAACUACUCAAUUACUGAUGGAGUUUUGGGGAGGAAAACCAACUGAGAUUGAAUUUUGCCUUAAAAUAAAUCAUUCUUUGUGGGCUCUGCUGUAGUGUGUGACAGGAACAGUGGACAAGGACAAUCUCAAGUGGCCAGGAGGAGCAGAAAAUGCUGUUUUAAAUUGCUUUUUGCCAAAUUUUCCCGUUGUACUGUAUCCCCUUUGGGCUGUGGUUGGUGGGUACCUCAUGGAGGUUGAGUGGAGAAGGUCAAUGCUUUUUUUAUUAUUAUUUUUAUUAUUUGGAGGUAGCUAAGUGCACUAAUCCCUAAUGUGAAUUUCAUGCUGUUUUCACAUGGACUUUAAUGUUUAAAAUUUUGUUGAAAUCAUGGAGAUCUCCCUUAACCUCUGUCAAGUAAAUUUACUUUGUUAUCAAAUAUGGUAAAAAAUAAUACUUCAGUGGGGUUUCUUUCUCCAGAGCUUCACUCCUGCUAAGCUCUGAUGUUCUGUACUGGGAAUUCCGUCCCAUCCCUCUGGAAUGGUUUCUCUGGAAUGGUUUUCCUGUGUGGAAGUGAAUACUGUGUAUCCAAAGUGCCUUAAAUUUCCACACAACGCUGAUUUUUGUGACUGCACCUACCUGGCAAGAUCAGUGUUCCAUAAUCAGCUGGAAAUCUGUGUUUUUUCCAAAGCUUCUUUGUCAAUUAAUGCUGUUUGCUUUCAGUGGGAAUUCAGUGCAGCUUUUGUACCUUUUGUAACCAGUUUUUAUCUCCUGUGAUUGAUUCCUUGACAUGAUGAAGUAUUCCAACACGGACAUUCAAAUAUAUUCUACUUUUCUUUCCGAGUUGCCUACUAAAACUGACUUUUGGAAUUGUCUAAUAAACAUAUCUGAUGCUUCAAAA
Molecule: messenger RNA, 2916 nt
Organism: Cyanistes caeruleus (blue tit)
Lineage: Eukaryota; Metazoa; Chordata; Aves; Passeriformes; Paridae
Source: RefSeq, a predicted model, not a curated record